Messenger RNA from Eruca vesicaria subsp. sativa (arugula), 1593 nucleotides. Lineage: Eukaryota; Viridiplantae; Streptophyta; Magnoliopsida; Brassicales; Brassicaceae. The record is from the annotation of a GenBank genome assembly.
GUAAGAAGCAAGACAUAGAUCUUAAAGCUACGUCCGAUGCUUGCUAAGAUCACAACAAUGGCGGUCGCUAAACCUCUCUGCUCAGUCUCUUGCUUACUCCUAUCCUCCUCUCUCGUCUCGGUCGUCUCGCUUCUCUUCCUCUUCUCCAAUUCCUUAACAUCCGACCCAAAUCCGAGGAUCUCACAUGAUACCUCUCAAACCGGCAUCAACGUCUUCGUAGCUGAGCUUCCGAGAUCCCUGAACUAUGGUCUUCUCGACAAGUACUGGUCCUCUUCCCCAGAUUCACGUAUACCCAGCGACCCGGAUCACCCGACCCCGAAACCCAAUUCAGCAAAACCCGGUAAAUACCCACCGUACCCGGAGAAUCCGCUGAUUAAGCAGUACAGUGCUGAGUACUGGAUCAUGGGAGACCUCGAGACCCCACCGAAGAAGCGUACUGGAUCUUUCGCCAAAAGGGUUUUCAGUGAAUCCGAAGCUGAUGUAGUGUUCGUCCCCUUCUUCGCGACUCUUAGCGCAGAGAUGGAGCUUGGAAAUGGAAAAGGCACCUCCUUUAGGAAGAAAUCUGGAAACCUAGAUUAUCAGAGACAGAGACAAGUUCUUGACUUUUUGAAGAAGACUCAAGCUUGGAAGCGAUCCGGUGGACGUGAUCACGUCUUUGUCCUAACUGACCCUGUUGCAAUGUGGCAUGUCCGUGAGGAGAUUGCUUUAUCGAUUCUACUCGUGGUGGAUUUUGGAGGAUGGUUCAGGCAAGAUUCUAAGUCCUUCAAUGGUAGUAGCUUCCCUGAGAGGAUAGAGCAUACUCAGGUCUCUGUCAUCAAGGAUGUGAUAGUUCCAUACACGCAUCUUCUUCCUAGACUAGAUCUGUCUCAGAACCAAAGACGUCACAGCCUUCUUUAUUUCAAAGGCGCUAAGCACAGACAUCGGGGAGGGUUAAUAAGAGAAAAACUUUGGGACUUACUGGUGGAUGAACACGACAUUGUCAUGGAAGAAGGUUUCCCUAAUGCAACGGGAAAAGAGCAGUCUAUAAGAGGAAUGAGAAACUCAGAGUUCUGCUUGCAUCCAGCCGGUGACACUCCCACUUCAUGCCGUCUCUUUGACGCCAUACAAAGCCUUUGCAUCCCUGUGAUUGUCAGCGACAACAUAGAGCUCCCGUUUGAAGGAAUGAUCGAUUACUCAGAGUUCACAGUCUUUGUCUCUGUAAGUGAUGCAUUAAGGCCUAAAUGGUUGGCUAAUCAUCUCAGAAAGUUCUCUGAAAGAGACAAGGAAACCUUCAGAAGUAGAAUGGCAAAGGUUCAGUCAGUUUUUGUGUAUCACAAUGGUAAACCGGAUGGUAUUGGACCGGUUCAACCCGAUGGUGCAGUGAAUCACAUAUGGAAGAAGGUUCAUCAGAAAGUGCCUAUGGUGAAGGAAGCAGUGAUUAGGGAGAGGAGAAAACCAGCUGGUACUUCUGUUCCUGUUCGUUGUCAAUGUAUCUAAAAUUAUUAUUCUUUUUUCUUAAUCUUUUGUUUUGUUUGGUGUACUUCACGCUAUACACGAUAAAAUACAUAAAUUCCCUUGUGCUCGGAGAAUAUAUAUACAGGAGUAACUCUUUUU